GGGGCGGACAGGAGGCGGGGCGUGUGAAGGAAGAAGGGAUUUGAGUGUAUGUGGCUGGCUAAUGGUGCUUCAAUUCGACGGAAUGAGAGAAUUAUAAACAGCAGAAGCUCCCAACCCCUGUUUGUGUUUGGGCUGACUUGUGCAGCCAUGUGGCCAGUGUUGUGGACAGCCAUGCGCACCUAUGCGCCCUACGUGACCUUCCCUGUGGCCUUCGUGGUGGGUGCAGUGGGCUAUCACCUGGAGUGGUUCAUCCGAGGAACCCCCAAAUCCCCCGGAGAAGAAAAAGGAGUAUUAGAGCUGCGAGAGGACAGAAAAUUAGAGGAAUUGGUUGGCCGGGACAGCACACAAGUGCUUAGUCUGAAGGACAAACUUGAGUUCACCCCCAGGGCAGCUCUGGAAAGGAACAGGCCAGAAAAGAGCUAGCUAGGCCAGUCACUCUGACUCAGGCUCUUCUCCCAUCCUACUGCUUAUAGUAGGGAUGUACUGUAUGUUAUGCCAUGUAAUGGCAAAUCCUUGGACAUAAACUGUAAGCUCCUGGAUCUCGAUCACAUUUCCAUCCACUAGAUGGAGACACCACGUGCUGUAUUAUUCACCCCCCAUCCAGCUGCUGACACUGGAGUCUUGUGAAAGUGUUUGAACCGUUUUGAUUCUUUGUGGCUUAAUGUUCAGCCUAGUUCCUCGGGCACAUGAGCACAUGACUGUUUAGCCCCAUUUGAAGAAUACUUUCAAUAGCUUCAGUAUGUCUGCCUUUGCAUAAAUUCUCACAAGACUCGGGUCGAGAAGAAAGGCCUCUUUUGUUCAAUGUGUGACCUGGAUGAGUGUGUGUGCGCGUGUGUGAUCAUGGAAGCGCAACAGACCAUGAACAUGGAAAGGAUUAGGAUAUGGGUUUGAGGAAAUGGUUGUGGAGAUUUGUGUGGGUAAAUAAGUCCAAAAUGUUUUAAGUGUCCCCACUGUAAUAAACUUUCUCAAUGAACGAGUUAGAGUGGUAGUGAACUAAGGAUGUGGGAUUAUUGUGUAUGAUAAUAUCAUAGACAAUACUAAUUGCUGUAUUGUUGAUUCUCAUGCUGACAUUAUCAUGUAUGUUACUCAAAACAAAAAUCAAAAUCAAAGCGUUUUUACUCCACAUUGGAAUGCCCAUGCAUUGAUCUAACAUAGGCUACGACUGAGCUCACACUGGCACCUGACAAGUCCCUCAUGUCACAAGUUUGUCUGGUGCGAGUGUGUGCAUAGCUGCUUGCUUACUCACUCAUACCCGAUGGCACAUUUAUUGUUUGUGAGCUUUAAAUAUGAAAUAAGCAGUUACGCUUGUAUUUAUCUCAAAUUUAGUAACUUGGCACAUAAUACAAUAUUGUACUUUAAAAAGCGUCAAAACUACCAUGCGAUUAGAUAAUAAAGAAAAGCCUGACCUAAACCACACUAUACUGUUAUUACUUCCCCCCUUUUUAAAAUACAGACAGCUACCUGUAAAAAAAAAAAAAUCAUGAUUUUAAUUGUGAUCACAGAAUAUUGUUGUGAUAAUACAACUUUCUUUUUUUUUUAAAUUAAUAUAAAUAAUAUAUGUUUUCCAAUCUAAUGCAGAUUGUUUUAUUUACAUUAUAAACUCAUUAUUAGAAGUUUAUUAAAUUUCUGUUAGGGCACAUGGUUUAUACACAAGUGCACUGUUUGGUAUUUGCACUGGUGAUUUUAAUGUUUGUUUUAAGUAAGUAAAUAAACUGCCUUAUAUAUUAUUUGCUUACUAAAUUAUUCAUAUAUUUAGAAAGCAAUUAUUUUAUCCUUUAAAAAGUGCAGGCUAGUAAAAUAUGUCUUACAGACAUAUUUUUAAUAACACAAAAUAUCGCUUAUUAUCAUUUUCAAAAUUACCGAGAUUAUCAAGAUGUUUUUGUCCAUUUUUCACAAAUCUAUAGUGAAAACAACCUGAGCAAAUACGUUUAAAAAUUGCAAAUCUGUCCUAUUUUGGCUAAGUUGGUAAAAUCUCAGUGGCUCAUUGCUAUGAUGUUGUGACUAAAAAGAAAUGAAAGUGCAUCAUUCAUUAAUUUAUUCUGCAGUGUUCACACUGAACAUACAAUGUUCUUGCAGAUUUUGAGACUUCACAAAUGUAUUGUUAAAGCCAGAAUGUAUUCAUGUUGAAUAUAAUUCAUAUGUGCACAGCCUGACAAGAGUGCUUUGUUUAUUGUGGUCCUCAGCUGUUUUGGUCCAGACAUUUAUUUUUUAUUGAUCUAAUUUUGGAACAAUAAUGUGAAUUCAUUUAUCACAUAUAUUCUGUUACUGUUCAGAAAUAUUAUGAGAAUAAAUGAAGUGACUUGCAAACUA
This is a messenger RNA of Astyanax mexicanus (Mexican tetra), 2310 nucleotides long. RefSeq names its product small integral membrane protein 12 (gene smim12). The coding region runs from base 49 to 423 and encodes 124 amino acids. The record is from RefSeq and is a predicted model, not a curated record. Lineage: Eukaryota; Metazoa; Chordata; Actinopteri; Characiformes; Acestrorhamphidae. The transcript is spliced from 2 exons.